CAACGGCAACGGCAACGGCAAAGCUAAAAAUACGCACAAAUGCUGCGUCAUUGCUGUUGCGUGGCGGGAUGCUGUUGUUGUUGUUACUAAUGGCUGGCGACAGCGGCAGCGGCUUAACUGGAUCACAGACGUUUGUUGCAGCGCUUAAGGGCGAUAAUCCGCGCAUUAUCGAACAUCCUAUGGAUAUGACAGUGCCAAAAAAUGAUCCCUUCACAUUCAAUUGUAAGGCCGAAGGUGAUCCAACGCCAGCCAUACAAUGGUUCAAAGAUGGUCAUGAAUUGAAAACUGAUACGGGUUCACAUCGGAUAAUGUUGCCAGCUGGCGGUUUGUUCUUUCUGAAGGUGAUCCACUCACGUCGGGAAAGUGAUGCGGGCACGUACUGGUGUGUGGCAAAAAAUGAAUUCGGUGUGGCACGUUCGCGCAAUGCUACGCUACAAGUUGCAUUUCUUCGCGAUGAAUUUCGCCUCGAACCGCAAAAUACGCGCGUCGCUCAAGGCGAAGUGGCGCUGAUGGAGUGUGGCGCGCCGCGUGGUUCACCAGAACCGCAAAUUUCAUGGCGUAAAAAUGGUCAAACAAUGAAUUUAAGUAGCAAUAAGCGUAUACGCAUUGUCGAUGGUGGUAAUCUGGCCAUACAGGAUGCGCGGCAAUCGGAUGAUGGCCGUUAUCAGUGUGUAGUGAAGAAUGUAGUGGGGACACGUGAAUCGGCGACGGCCUUUCUAAAAGUGCAUGUUCGUCCAUUUCUCAUACGCGGUCCGCAAAAUCAAACCGCUGUCGUUGGCAGUUCGGUUAUCUUUCAGUGUCGCAUUGGCGGUGAUCCAUUGCCGGAUGUCCUGUGGCGACGCACCGCUUCGGGCGGAAAUAUGCCAUUACGUCGUGUGCACAUCCUUGAAGAUCGUAGCCUUAAAUUGGACGACGUUACGCUGGAGGAUAUGGGCGAGUACAGUUGCGAAGCGGAUAAUGCGGUCGGUUCAAUUACAGCCACGGGCACACUAACCGUUCACGCGCCACCAAAGUUCAACAUUCGCCCCAAAAAUCAACUCGUCGAAGUCGGUGAUGAAGUGCUCUUCGAAUGUCAAGCUAACGGCUAUCCAAAACCCACCCUCUACUGGUCAGUGGAGGGUAACAGUUCGCUGCUCUUACCCGGCUACAAAGAUGGACGCAUUGAGGUCACACUAACACCCGAAGGUCGCUCUGUGUUGUCGAUAUUGCGUUUCGCACGCGAAGAUUCCGGCAAGGUGGUCGUUUGCAAUGCACUGAAUGCGGUUGGCAGCGUCAGCAGUCGUACCGUUGUUACCGUAGACACACAAUUUGAGCUGCCACCACCGAUAAUUGAGUUGGGUCCCGUCAAUCAAACGCUGCCGGUGAAAUCGAUUGUAAUGCUGCCGUGUCGCACCAGCGGCACGCCAACACCACAAGUCUCGUGGUACCUGGAUGGCAUACCUAUCGAUGUGAAUGAGCAUGAGCGGCGUAAUCUCUCCGAAACAGGCACACUUACAAUAGCCGAUCUGCAGCGCAAUGAGGAUGAGGGCCUGUACACUUGCGUGGCUAGCAAUCGAAAUGGCAAAUCAUCGUGGAGCGGUUAUCUACGCUUGGAUACGCCCACUAAUCCGAAUAUUAAAUUCUAUCGCGCGCCCGAACUUUCCACGCACCCAGGUCCGCCGGGUAAGCCGCAGGUGGUGGAGAAGACCGAAGACACAGUCACAUUGUCGUGGACGCGCAGCAAUAAGGUGGGCGCAUCGAGCUUGGUUGGCUAUGUCGUUGAGAUGUUUGGCAAGAAUGAGACAGACGGUUGGGUGGCGGUAGGUGCGCGCAUACAGAAUACAACAUUCAUGCAGGUGGGGCUCGUGACGGGCGUGAACUACUUUUUUGUGGUACGCGCUGAGAACUCGCACGGUUUAUCUUUACCCAGUCCGAUGUCGGAGCCGAUCAAUGUAGGCAUGCGUUUCUUCAAUAGCGGCUUGGAUUUGAGUGAGGCGCGCGCCAGCCUGCUAUCCGGCGAUGUAGUGGAACUAAUUAACGCGAGCAUUGUGGAUUCGACAAGCAUGAAAUUGACGUGGCAGAUAAUCAACGGCAAAUACGUGGAAGGCUUUUAUAUCUACGCGCGUCAAUUGCCAAAUCCACCAACUACCACCACCUCAGCGGCGAGUAGCAGCUCAAAUGCCAAUCCAUUGCUAGGCUCACGUAGCGGCAGCUCAUCGUCGUCGUCGUCAUCGUCGCUGUCAUCGUCAGCUGACGCUGCGACGGCCGCAUUGAUUUCGGCGAAGCCAAAUAUUGCCGCUGCCAGACGUGAUGCGGCCGCCAAUAAUGCUGCCUCAUCCACCGCUACCGCUGCCACCACAUAUCGCAUGCUAACGAUCCUGAACGGCGGCGGCGCCUCAUCCUGCACGCUAAGUGGCCUGCUGCAAUAUACGCUGUAUGAAUUUUUCAUUGUACCCUUUUACAAGUCUGUCGAGGGAAAGCCAUCGAAUUCGCGUAUUGCGCGCACAUAUGUCGGCGAGUAUUCCAACAUUCCCACCGACUAUGCGGAAGUGUCAAGUUUCGGCAAAGCGCCCAGUGAAUAUGGCUGCGGUGGCAUACAACGGCAUGAGGCAGGCUCGCCAGCACCCUACGCCACAUCGGCCAUAUUGAAUGGUGGCAGUGGUGUGAUUGUUGGUGGUCAGCACCAGCAACAGCCACGUUAUCAGCAACGACCAGGCGAUUUUCGUAUGCAGCAACAGCAACAGCAACAACAACAGCAGCAGCAGCAACAGCAAUUUCAACAGCCGCAUCAAAGACCUAUGCAUCCACACUAUCACCAGCAACAACAGCAACAUCAGCAACAGCUACAGCAGCACCACCAACAACAACAACAACACUCAAUGGGCAAUAUUUACCAACCCAUGUCGGUGGCCAGUGAAGUCUAUCCGAGCAACAUGAGCAAUCGUUCCGCCUAUUCGGAGCAAUAUUACUAUGCCAAGGAGAAGAUUCACAUCACGGAGAAUAAGUUGAGCGGCUGUCACACCUAUGACACGGCAGGUGAACUGCAACAGCAGCAGCAGCAACAAAAACAACAACAACAGUUGCAAUUGCAACCUUUGCAUCAGCAAUUUGCCGGCGUUGGCACUUUACGUCGCCAGCUCGGUGGCGGCGGCAGUGGCACUAACAGUGGGCGCUUUAAAGUUAUCAUGCAACAGCAGCAACAACAACAAACACAGCAGCAUAGCCCCAGCAUGAGCGCUGAGAAGUUGCAAUUACAGAAAUUGAAUGCCUUGAACAACAACAAUCACAACAAUGGCAAUGGCAACGACACGAGCACCACAGAGCUCUCGAAAAAUUUACUUGACCUAGAUGCCGGCUCAUUCUGCUACAACGGACUCGCGGACUCCGGCUGUGGCGGCUCGCCCUCGCCCAUGGCCAUGCUGAUGUCGCACGAGGACGACCAGGCGCUCUAUCACACAGCUGAUGGGGAGCUGGAUGGCGACAUGGAGCGGUUGUAUGUGAAAGUCGAUGAGGAGGCAAAGCAACAGCAGCAGCAUCACCAGCAACAACAACAGCAACACUUACUGCCUUUACCGCCAUCAAAUCAAGUACAUCCCAGCGUCGCCAUAACACUCAGCCCCAACAGCGGCAACAAUUGGCGCACACAAUCACAACAGCAACAGCAGCAACAACAACAACAACCCUUCGUACGCGCCUCCUAUCGCGCUGGCAGCGGCAGCACUAAUCUCAUGAUGACCAGCAGCGGCAGCAGCGCAGCCAAGAGUAAUAGCAGCAGCAUUGGUGGCAGCAGUUCGCUUAGUUCGUGUUCGGAGAGCGCUGAAGAGCGUCACCAACAACAACAUAAAAUAUUGCAAAAUGGUGAUUGUGAGCUGAUUUAUGCACCCAGCAGCGUGGCGAGUGAACGUAGCUUGCUAAGUAGUGGCAGCGGCAGCGGUUGUGGCAGUGGUGGCAGCAUGUCGGCUCAUCCGCAAGGGCCACAUGUGUGACCGGUCGAACAAUGUGUUAUAGUCGGCAGUGGCGCAGGGUGUGGAGUGGCAUCGAAAGGUGUCGGUGUGGGUUUGAAGAGUUACGGGCUGACGUGCGGCUUGAGUAUUGAUGAAGAAGCGGCAUGCGAUGAAGCGGCACAGGUGGAUUAUUAUACGCGCGAGGUGCAAGAACUGCUGGCGUGGUGUGAGCGUGUAAACAAAGGGCAGCUGGAGUCGAGUGAGUGAGGGGCAAUGGGGAGGGGGGUGGGGAGUGUAAAAAGCAUGGAGGAGGUGGUGUGAAUAUAGAAAGAUAAGUACUAUCUAGUUACGUAUGUGUAUGUGUACAUGAAAACUACAUAAAUACAAGCGCUAUGGAAGUGAAGAAGGAGGCGCAGUGCCCAAGGUGUUCUGGUAGAGAUUCUCAUUUGUUGAAGCAAGGGUUAAAAAAUGUUUAAUUUUUAAAUUCCAUUAAAAUGUUACUUUUCCCUUUUUUUUUAGAUAUUUCUGAGGAUUAACCUUAACUUAACUUUUCUGGACCUAAAUUUUACAGAUUCUAAAUAACGAUAAUCAAACGAAAGGUUAUAGAUAUUUUGAAGUCAAGCUAUUGUUUCGAAAAGUAUAGUCCAUAUCGGCUCCUUAAAAACCAUGGGAAAGCAAAAAAAAAACAUAAAAAGAUUAACGAAAACUCGUGUAAAUAAAUUGAAAUAAUUAUUUUAAUUUUGGCAUUUUUUUCUAAGGUGUAAGCUAAAAUGAAAUAAUCAAUCACAUUAAGGAUAUUUAAAAAGGCAUAGGAAAUCAAAGUAUGUCCCUAUGCAGUCAAAAACCUACCUUAUACCUGUGGUCGCUAAAGGGUUAAAAAAAUACCAAAAUUUUUUAGCUUUGAAAGAAAAUUGAAAUGCGAUGGUUAUGCUUAUUUUAUUAGGUCAUCUAGUGUCUUUCUUAAACGCGCUAUGAUUUCAUCACGACCGCUUAUGCUUGAGAGUAAAAGAACAU
Molecule: messenger RNA, 4937 nt
Organism: Rhagoletis pomonella (apple maggot)
Lineage: Eukaryota; Metazoa; Arthropoda; Insecta; Diptera; Tephritidae
Product: Down syndrome cell adhesion molecule-like protein Dscam2
Biological process (GO): cell-cell adhesion
Molecular function (GO): protein binding
Source: RefSeq, a predicted model, not a curated record